Falco peregrinus (peregrine falcon) is the source of this 7107-nucleotide messenger RNA. RefSeq names its product zinc and ring finger 2 (gene ZNRF2). Bases 190 to 1170 code for a protein of 326 amino acids. Lineage: Eukaryota; Metazoa; Chordata; Aves; Falconiformes; Falconidae. The record is from RefSeq and is a predicted model, not a curated record. The transcript has 5 exons.
CACGGCGCCCCGCGGGCGAGCGAGCGGCCUCGGCGGCGUUGCUGCCGCCGUUGCCCCCCACAGGGCUCAGCGGCGGCGGCGGAGGAUGGCGGCGGCGACGGGCGCGGCGGCAGCAGCGGCAGGAGCAGCGGCGGCGGCGGCGGGGCCGAGCGGCCGCGCGGCGGGAGCCAGCACCGUCCCGAGCAGCUCAUGGUGGCGCCCCAGACCCGCGAGCAGCGGCCGCGCCGGGGCCGCCAGCUGAGCCGGAUCCCGGCGGGCGGCUCUCCCUUCUCGACACCGACCCACCGAGCGACCCGUUCCCCUCCCCCGGCGCUCCCUCUCCCCCCACCCCAGCGCAACCCGCGCCUCAGAUCGCCCCCGCCAGGGCCGGACUCCCGCCACCCCCGGGCGCCGGGGGAAGGCGGCAGCGAAGGGCACCGGCCAGCGCCAGGCGGCGGCGGGACCAUGGGCGCGAAGCAGAGCAGCCCCACCACCGCCAACGGCCGCACCCGAGCGUACUCGGGCGGGGAUUUACCUUCCUCCAGCAGCAGCAGCAGCGGCGGCGCUAACGGGACCGGCGGGCGCUCGGCAGGCGCUGGCGGGCGGUACGCGCACCUGGCGGCGGCGCCUCAUGCCGCUCCCGGCGGCGCGGCGGCGACGGCGGCAGGAGGAGCGGCGGCGGGGGGUGCCGCGGGGUCGGCGCCCCGGAGCAGGUCCUUAGGGGGGGCCACCGCCGCCGGGGCCCGGGCUGCGCAGUCCGCCUUCAACAUACCCCACAGCAGCGGCCCCUACGGCUCGCAGGACUCGGUCAACAGCACCCCCGAGGAGGGCGGCCGGGAGCGGCCCGCGGGGGGCGGCGGCGGCACCUCCGGCGGGCCCCGGCUAGUGAUCGGCUCGCUGCCCGCUCACCUCUCGCCGCACCUGUUCGGAGGAUUCAAGUGCCCUGUAUGUUCAAAAUUUGUAUCUUCUGACGAAAUGGAUUUGCAUCUUGUGAUGUGUUUGACAAAACCAAGGAUAACCUACAAUGAGGAUGUGCUGAGUAAAGAUGCUGGGGAGUGUGCAAUAUGCCUGGAAGAGCUGCAGCAAGGAGAUACUAUAGCACGGCUGCCUUGCCUCUGCAUAUAUCAUAAAGGCUGCAUAGAUGAAUGGUUUGAAGUAAAUAGAUCUUGCCCUGAGCAUCCAUCAGAUUAAGACAAGAUUCAUGUUUUUAGCUGCUUCCACUGAUCAUAGGAGAUGUGAGGUUCCCUUGCUGAACACAGCGUGCCUGGCUUGAGACUUAACAGUUCUUUGUGGCUGAAAAAGGCAAAGAUGAACAGUGACAUGGAAAAAAGCAUUGCAGACACCAGUUACUUGCCAGUACUGCUUGGUAUACCAAACACUCAUGCAAAGGACACACAGGGAUUUUGAAAAUGCUGCACAUUCUGUAACAAUCGACUCCCCACAGACAUUGCUGACACUAUUUUGUAUCGAAGGCCAAAGUUCCUAAUUUCAGCCUAACUUCUGGUUCUGUGAAGAAGCAGGUUAUUGGACAUGUUUCCUACUGCCUCAAGUGGAAGCAGAGAUGUUCGAUACGUGCGAUCUGAGACCCUUGCAGGAGGAUGGCCCCGGUUUUGAGUGGGAACGUUUUCACCUUCUCAUUGGCUGGAGUAAAUGGCAAACUAAAUAUAAUCUAACAGUGUGACCUUAAUUUACUGAAUUCACACCCUGUUUUAUGUUCUUCACUUUUUUCAAGAACAGAAAACAUAAACUUCUCUGCAUAGGAAUACUAUAUUUCAAAAUUUUAUAACUAAACCUUUGUCACAAUGCAGUCCAAAGAGUAAAACCAAGACAGGUAACUAAUUUAUAUUGAUCAAGCUAUAGGGAUUGUUGAAAUCUGCACACUGUAUUGCUAUUUAAGUAACUUAAACUUCUCUUUUACUGCUUGUGAGUAAAAACAAACAAAAAAAAUGCAGCAAAGCAAAAUCUUACAGCUAUGCAACUUUUUUUUAAACAGAAAAAAAAAUAAGAAUUACCAAUUUUAAGUGCUGCCAGUUAAGGUAAUUUGUUUAACGGGUAUUUUUUUAAAAAUGUUUCAGGUAAUUAUUUUAUUGUACUUCUCUCAUCUCUAAGCUGCCUCCUGAGGUGUAAAUGAAUAAUUGCAAAUGUGGGCACAGUAAGAGGUUUUUAUAGGUGUGGGCGAGAUAACAUCGAGGUGGGAUUUGUGUUUCAAUUUUUAAAACACGUGUAAGUUUUUGUUUCUUUGUUUAAAUGUUUUUUUGAUGGCAGGAUCUGUAGUACUUUGCGUCUAAUUCUAUGGUCUCUUCAUGUGGAGACCAGCAUCUGACAGUGUGGUUUGGGUUGUUUUUUUUAAAAUGCACCUGCAUUUGUCUAAUUUAUUAUCAUUGUUAUUAUUAUUAUUUUACUGUAUUAUAUUGGUAUCAUCAGGGAUCCACUAAACACAAGAUGUCUCUGGGGGGGUACACCAAGCAAAACUGUGGAUAAGUAUUCGUUCCCAUAAAGUAUCGCAGUUCAAAAACAAGAGAGGAGAAAAAAAAACAGUAAACUGGAACAGGUAUCAGGGUGUAGAAGCAUACUUUUUUUUUUUUCCCCCCCCCCCCAGGAAUUAAACAUAGUAGCUUCUGAAUUUCACAGCACAGGGAAGAGUUUAUGACUAUUUAUUAGUGACAGCAUUUUUAGUGGGUUUCAAUGGUUAAAAGAAAUUGCACAACACUUUGAACAUUUUUCUUGUACAUAAAUAAUUCUGCUCUUUUUUCAUUUAAGUACAUAUUUCUUUCUGUUGCUACUGUGAUUCAUAUCAAAAAGGGCAAAGAACAGGAGCAACUGCUGCUAUCUGGAGAACAAGUGCAGUGCAUGUUACUAAACUAUCUUGUUUGCAGAGCAAUUCUUGCCUGGGUAAUAUAUCCUCCUGAAUGUUGCUCUGUAAAAUGCCUUUGUUAUGCUGCAAAUCUAAAGGAGUCUAAACUAGAUAAUUGUCAUAAUCACCAGUGCGAUUUCUACAUUUUGGGGCUUGCAUCAGUGGUUUCAGCUGAACCUGUAACUAUGGGGCCCUAUUGUAUUCUCUUUUUCAGUGGGAGCAGAAUCAUUUUGUCACACUUUCAAUUCUGUAGUCACAUCAAAUGUGCAGGUGUUCCCUGUACAGUUUCCUUUUCAUCCAAGACUACUUGUGUUGCCUUGUAUUAUCAUGGGGGCGAGGGAGGGGAUGAGGAAUUACAGCACUUGUAAUACUCAAAUAGUGGUGUUGCCUGCAGGCCCACUUUUCCAAUGUUUUAAAUUCCUGCUGUCUUCUGAAAGUACAGCUUUUGCAUUUGCAUUGAUUUAAUGUUUACUGUUGGCUUCAUGCCUACAGAAACUCACCUGUAAUAAAGUAAAGGGGGUAGGUAAGUGUUUUGGUGUCCUGUGCUCUGAGGUCAUAGAUAGCCUUUGGCUUGGGGUUUAAGUAGGUAAAUAUUAUAAACUUUAUAAUCUGUUUACAAUUUAAGCUCGGUUUUGGUAGUUCAUAUUUUUAGUUCAUUUACUGUUGGCUUUUUUUUUUUUUGGUUUGGGGUUUUGCUGUUGGUUGGUUGGUUGUUUUUUUUUCCCAAAACCUUAAUUUUCUGUAUUGAGAUGCAGGUAGCUGGUUUUAAGAUCCAGUGGUUAUCACUGCUGUCCUACGUUUAGGACCAGCAUUUGAAAAGCAUGCCACUAGCAAUUGCACUGAUGUGUGGCAAGAGUCCAUUGCUGCUUCCAUCAGCACAGCAGAGCAGCAAUACCUUGGAUUAUUUGAGGAACUGAUAUGAGGUCAGUCUUAGAUCCUAGUUUGGCAUUCUUGGUAUCCAUAAAUCUGUUCUGAAAGGCUAUGGGAGGUUUUCUUGUGUCAAAAAUAUAGACCAAGCCUAGAAUGACCGUGGAAGCAUGAGAGUGAUGCUUAGGUUUGAAAACGCCUGUGGAAACUCACCUACAUAAGCUUUCUAUCACCAGCUGUGUUGGUCAGCUGGCGAUGACCGUGCUAUAGAUGUAGCUCUAGUCAUAGGAAACACCUUCAUUGUAAAAACAGCCUCACAGUGGUCCUGAGUCAUCGUGCUUCAGAAGGGGAAAGUAAACAUCAAAUAAGUGUGUCUGGAUCAAGGGAUACCACAAUUGUCCACAAGAAGCAAUAACUUCAGAUUACGGUGCGAUAUGCUUCUUUGCCUGUAAGUAUCUUGAGAUUGCCAAUUCUGUGCUGUUUGAGUACUUUCUGUCGUUUGACCUGUAUCUUCCCUAAGUAUGUAAGGGUGUGAAAUAAUUCCCAUACUCAGGUCUGCCAUAAACAUGCUGCUUGCCAGCAGGGGAAGAGUAGACUCCAUGCUGUCUUGAAAUGUGAGGUUUCUCUGAACUUGUAACAUACCCAUGUAUCUUGCGUAGCAACUUGUGUUUUGAAGUUUAUAGUGGAGGUAGCUAUGCGUUGGGUUGUAUAUAACUGUAUCCCAUACAAUACCAAGAGAGCCAUGCUACUGUCAGCACAGGGCACCCCUUGUCCUGUCUCUUAUAAAUUAGUAUGUCUGUAAUAACAGUUCCCAGUUGAAGGAGGUAGCUACUUUUCUUUCAAUGUGUACAUUCAAUGAUGAGGUCUGUGGGACGUAAAAGCGAAAAUACAAAGCACACUGCAAAUGUGUGGUAUUUUAUUUUUGGGAAGAAUAAAGCCUAAAACAGGUGGUCUUAUUUGUAAUCAAUUUAACUUUCAUGUUCAAGGGUAAGUUUACUGCAGUAUUUUGAAAUGGGAAAUAUGUAGGUGAUGUACAAAGACAUGGGUGGAUACUUGUGACUUUCUUUUUUCCUCUCCCCUGCUUCCCUCCCCUCCCCCCCUUAUGAUGGAAAGGGGGGGUUAUGACUGAAUCUCGAGCUUUAUACAUUUAUCCUAGUUCUUAACGUUAGAAGCAUUGGAUUUUAAUUAAGACUUCACUGAAAGGCUGGAGAGCUGGUGAAACUGACUCCCAGAAGACUAAAAUCUCAACAAAUGCAGGAAAGAUAAUUUUUAUACAUAAAUUUGGGUCUUUGGUGUUUCCGGGUGAAAAAUGUUUAAUACAUAAGAUGUGCUUACGAGUGCUUUUAGUACACUGCCUUUUCCAUGUGAGGGCUUCAGAAACUUGUUCCAUUUCUUCUGUGUUCCGCCAAAAGCAGGGAACUUGGCACUUGAAUGUUACUGCUAUCUCUACGCAAACAGCAACAAAGCAUAUGUUGAUUUUGAUAUAGGCCAUGAUCUCUCUGAAUUUCUGUGAAUUUCAGCUGAUUCCCCAUAUUGAAAGGGAAUAUUUGUGUGCAAGUUUGGUAUUGCUGUUUUGUACCUACUCAUUUUGCUGUACAGUUGGGAGCUCCCUGCUGAGAGACUACCGUGUCCCCAGGAGUGCAGAAGUGCUGCUGUGGGAUCUUCCAGCUCGCCUUUGCCGGUGGAGGAUUGUUUCAUUUUUUGAUGAGUGCUAUAUUUUAUGAUUCACUUUGUACCCUUCCAAGCUUAAAAGUCAUUUUAGUAUCAAUUUCUUCUCUUCCUAGCUGAAGACAUGAUACAUUUUAGGCCAUAUUCCCUCAGUCUUUGGACAGGCUUUCCAUUGGCAUCAACAAAAGUAACGUAAGGUUGUAGCUGGAAGAGGAGGACUUGUUACAGGUUUGCUACAACCCAGCCAGAUGUGUUUUUUCCUGCAGCAGUGUCAUCAGCUCAUACCACUUAACUUCUUGUCAUUCAAAAGACUCUGCGUGAGAAAUUUGUGACAGAACUAUGUCCAGGACUUGUUUCCUGAAUGUAAAUCUUCUGAUGUUUCUCCAUGUAAAUUAACCUGCUUCUAAAGUCAAGUUGAAGAUGUUUUAGCCUGUUGGGGGGGUAGAAAAAAACCCCAGUCCUUACUCUCAAGUUGUCUCAAGCUACAUUUGGUUAUCUUACUGCACAGUUUGGCUGGCUUCCCAAGCUGCUGCAUCGCUGCAUCGUGUUCUGUAAAGUCAUUUCUCAAUUAAGUACGUCAGAGCUGAUGGUGGGAUAAACUGUAAAAUGACCUCACUGUGGGGCAUUAUUAGUUGCUGAAGACUUGCUCAGGUAAACCAGCAUAGGAAUAUCCUGCACCUGAAAAAGGUUGGACUUGGUUCUGUCUUUGAUCUAGUAAGUUGCCAGUGUGCAAAGAAGUAAAAGGCAGCAAGCCCGCUAGCUGAUCUUUCUGGCAGCUUUUAAUCUAUGUAUGUUUGUUUGAGAGACUUUUGCCCUUGGGUGUGCUUUGGCAAAGAUUUUGCAAUGAUAAGUAGGAUUUGCUUGAUUCUGGCAGAGUUUCAAGUGUAAGUAACCCGACAUUGCAAGAACAUAAUCUGUUGCUGAAUCCUGUUCCUCUUGUUUUCCCUCAAAUCUGUCCCUUUUAUGGCUAAUUUGUUAUAUUUAAUAGUAAACACCUCUCAACACGACGGGUCACAAGCUCUCAAGGUGUGAAAUGCUAACAGGAAGAGACAUCAAAGCGUGAUUCUGUGCUCUUCCUGUAUAUAUUAAGAUGAAGCUGAAGUUUUUUUGAUAUCGUACAGUCAAGAAUUCCCUCCUAGCUGAUAUUGCCAAAGCACUGUAACUUUCAAGGAAGAAGGGAGGUGGCUUAGCUGUAGAGGGGAUGUUUUAAUGAACUGCUUAAUUUUAAAAGCUGCGGCAUCACACUGAACGAGUGCUGAUCCAGCAUUAACCUUAUCACUUGAAUGAAAAAUCUCAUUCUGGCUCGCCCUACCCUUUGGCAGGUACCUGCUGGUAGGGAGCAGAGUACAUAUUCCCCUCUUUUAUACGCCUCUUCCCACAGAGCUAACCCUGCCUACAACGAGUUAGAGGGAACUCUGAACUGUCUUCUGAAAUGCCACCUGUAUGCGCAGUGGUGAUGGACAAGAUGUCUUCCUUCAUUACCCAGACCAGAAAUCGGAAUGUAAUUUGCAAUGUCUAAUGUAAACCACCUUUUUUUUUGUUGUGGGUUUUUUUUUUCUUUAAAUUGAACAGUAUGAUUGCAAGUUGACUUAAGUUGUUCUAAGGUACUCUUUUCAGUGGUUUGCCAGUACAUAAUCAUGAAUGAAAAUAUUUUUUUUAUUGAUUUUUUAGGUUGUAUGUUUAACAUUCCAUUCAUGUAAAAUAUGUACAAAUAUAUGUAAUAAAUCUUUUGAAGCACA